AAUGCAGAGUUUGUUUGCCAGGGAACAAGUCUGACUUGUCUGAGGCAAUUAAGCCCAUAAAGAGAAAGACACAGGAAGAACCACAGCUUUCCUGGACGAUCCGUCACUAGACAGAAGAAUGAAAUCAAUGUGUACAGUAUGCUGCAUUACUAGCAAUAAUUUUUAAAACACUUGUUUUGUUCUUUUAAUUGUAGUAACAUUGGAAUGCAGGCUCAUUAAAGGAUUUGGCACAUUUUCAUAAACUUCUGACUUUUUUCUAAAAGUUAUUUUAUUUUGCUUUGAUGAGCAUGGCCUCCUCCUUCUGCUGUUGUUGCUGCUUUCCCUGUGCAUCAUCAGAGUCUUCAAGUGAGAGGGAGGCCCUGAAUACACAGCACUCAAGACAAUGUUAUGAGGACACCAGAAAAGAUCUCACCAGCAAAGGGGAGGCCCUCUCAUUUAAACGGGUCAACAUGCCUGAGGUUGAUACAAUAUUUGCUGACAUUGCCAAGACUUUCAACAAGAGUCAGGCAGAUUAUUGGGCUAUCCAGGAAGCUAUCCUGGGCCUGAAAGAGAAUUAUUCCUGUUCACCGGCAUGUAGUCUCUCUGUAUGUGUAGAGAAGAUACAGCAGGAAAACGGUGAUUGUGGUGUACAGGUGCACAUGGAGGGGUACAGGUUUUGGCUGACUGCAAAGAAGAAAGAGGUGCCUAAGAAACUGAAACUGGCUCUGCAGCAGGUGGGGGAGCUGAACCGUGCCACCAUAGGAGUCAUGAGUACAAAAACACAACUCCAGGAAAUGAUCUGCUCAGUGCUCCAAAGCCAGGAUAAGAUGGCAGAGAGAGCAAGAGAUGCAAACUUCGAGUACCUUGACUGGAUCCGGCUACAAGGAAACCUGAGAGAAAAUAUUGAGAAAAUAAAUCUGGUCAAAAAGCACUCAAAGAAGUAUGUGGAAGAAGCCAAUAAUGUGCUGAGUGAAAUGUCCAAAUCAGCAAACUUGACCAUGUAAAAAUAGUUGAAAAUGAACUUGUCCUUUCACAGACAACAAUGAAUUAAGGGGCCUGUGCUGGAAAAUAUCUUUAACUAAUUUUGAUAUACUGGUUGCAUAAAAAUUAAAACUGACAUAAAAGGUUUUUGGGGGGGGCAGACAACAAGUUAAUAUAAGCACAUCAGCAAAUUGGUCAAAAGAAAAGAAAAUCCUGAAGUGCUUUCACAUCUUGAUUACUCAGUAAACCAGAACCAUCUAAACUUGAUAGCUUUUAGUGUUUAUUAAGUAGCAAGAAUUAUCAUCCAUUCUAGACAGGUGACAAUGACCAUUUUGGAUCACAUCUGUCUUCAACAAUUAAUAUACCUACUUGGAAGGCAGCUUUCAAAUCUGUUUUCUAAUUGGCUGAUCUGAAUUUACAAGAGACAACCAGUCUAAUCCAUCCUAUUUUAUUGGGCCGAUGUGAAAAUUCCACCUUUUAGUUAUUUUAGGAGAAGAUGCUUUUCCCAGGUGCAAGGGCUGUCAUUACUCAUUCAAGGACUACUGAUGAACAGACUUCCCCUCUAACAUUUCUUCAUUGUUCCAGAAAUCUGCUGUGUGCUGUGCUUCACUCCUCAUUUCCAUUUUAACUAGGAGAAUGUCUAGGAUUCAUUGCAGAAUUGCACUACUGCGCUUCAUUAUAGCUUCCAAUUUGCAUCACUUCCCCUUCUGCAAAUGUUCACAUUGAUAAAGUAUUGCAACAAAAAGCAAUCCUGAUGUGCUGAUAUGUGUCACCACAGCACAGGGGUUUUUUUGUGUAUGUGUUUCAGUGGUGCAGAUUCAUCAAGGGAGGGAAUUGCUUUUGCUUUUUCCUGGGUUUUUUAAAGUUGUUAGUUAUGCCCUCACUUUGGCUGCAUUCUUUCAUGUGAGGGAUUACAAUGUUCUUUAUUGUAAACUGAAAAUCUGUUAAUAAACUUUUUUUAAAAAAAA
Molecule: messenger RNA, 1928 nt
Organism: Heteronotia binoei (common prickly gecko)
Lineage: Eukaryota; Metazoa; Chordata; Lepidosauria; Squamata; Gekkonidae
Exons: 4
Coding region: 282-983 (233 amino acids)
Source: RefSeq, a predicted model, not a curated record